Messenger RNA from Nymphalis io (European peacock), 897 nucleotides. RefSeq lists its product as uncharacterized. The transcript has a single exon. The record is from RefSeq and is a predicted model, not a curated record. Gene Ontology annotation, cellular component: nucleus. Gene Ontology annotation, biological process: proteasome localization; nuclear protein quality control by the ubiquitin-proteasome system. Lineage: Eukaryota; Metazoa; Arthropoda; Insecta; Lepidoptera; Nymphalidae. The coding region runs from base 1 to 747 and encodes 248 amino acids.
AUGAUACGAUCUAUCCCAAGAAAGCGUCUUCUAUUAGGCGACGUUGAACGAGUACCACUUACUCCAGAAAAGAUUGACUUCAGCGACAUUAGUACGCCGCAAAAAUUCAAAAUGAACAGCCCAACCAAAUUCACUCCUCCUAUAAAGCGAUCACGUCUGGAACAUACUUUCGAUGGAGAAUUUAAGGGAUCACUAGACACAGCUUUGAAAGGGCUAAGUCAAACACAGCUUAUACACAUGAUAAAGAAAAUAACUCACAAACAUCCAGACGUUGAACAAGACAUACGAAAAGAAAUGCCAACACCAGAUUUAUCACCUUUGGAGGAAAAACUUAGUUAUCUUAAAUCCAACAUAUUUAAAAGCCUUCCGACAUCGCGUUUGACAUCUAAGACUGACUCCCCCGCUUAUUCGCGGGUCGCAACCCAUCUUGCUGCUUUUAAAAAGUGCCUCAUUGAGCAAGGGAAGGUUUUGGUUGAUUCUCAACACUGGGAAACUGUUAUGAAAUAUGUUUUUCUCGCUUCGAGUUAUGUUAGGGCUACACCCGUGUGGGACAAUCAGCCACAUAACGCGCAGCGAAAGCAAUGUUUUAAAGCGCUAACUUAUUUCUGUAUGACGGCACUUAAAAAGGGCGAUUUUGAUAAUUAUUUCAUGGCCGAUGUUCAAGAUAAGUUACAAGGCAUGGAAGCCGAUAGUGAAGAGGUCCAAUAUUGCCUUAAAUAUGUUCAAGGGCAUUUGCGCGAUCAUUAGUUAAAUGAAUGUAUUGUAUUGUAUUGAAUGCAGGCUGGAACUUUUUAACGAAGUGGUAAUAUUUGUAUACCACAAGUGGACUGUGUUGUUUAGAAUUCUCUCAACCCACAGUAGUUCUGAAAUAAAUAAUACGAUUUAAAGUAGAAAAAC